AUGGCCUUGCCUAUAUAUACCAUCUCCAAAUCUUGUGCCUUACCAUUCACCACCCUUAAAUAUAUACGAGAUCGUCCUCAAGAGCUUGUCCCAGGUCCUGAUUAUCCUUGUCUAGCAAAGGUGUCGGAGCCAGCACUGCAAAUCACCUUCAGCAGAGAGCCAAAGAACCCCGAAUUGGGCUAUCUUCUAGGCAGCGACCGUGAGCUAUGCGACAUACUCUUGGGCUGUCCAGACGACUCCAUUAGCCACCUGAUGUUCGCAAUAUCUUUCAAUCAAUACAACGAGCCUACCAGCCACCGGAGCGCGGCCGAGAUCAAGAUGUCGAUCGUGGGCCAUCAUAGGGAAACAAACCCAUGGAAACUCUCGGCCACGAUCACUCAUCCGUUCGAUCCCAUCCUCAUCGCAAACUCCAGCAAAGGCGAUCAAUGCGCAGCAGAGACAUGGGAGUCCAAUAGAUGCAACGGCUCGAUGGCGAAAGAUCAGCUCACUCCAGGAGCCCCACGUCGAAGUGUUGGAAAUGUGCUGCAGCAGAUCUCAACACACCCCCAUGAUGCAGCACCAUACUCUACAGUGCAUCAGCAUACACCUGAGGCCGUCGUCGGUAGCGAUAUCGACCUUCCCAAUAUGGACAAAAUUCGAAACAUACUUUUCAGUGGAGAUACCGGAGACACCGGAGAUGUGGGAGACAAUAAUGUGGGCGCAGAAGGAUUCGACGAAGAAGACGUUGAAGAAAUACCUCGAAAUAGCCCUGACCCACACCCUGAUCCAUGUACCGAUGCAACCUACACUUCGCGACCAAAGACUCCAAUUCCUUCUCAGAAAGUACUCCUAAAUGACAAAUGGAGUGACACCAAAAGACCGGGAUCACAAAACAAUACCCAAGACACCGAGGUAUUAUCCAAGUCAGCUCGAAAACACAGAGCAUACAAAUCAGCUCGAAAACACAGAGCAAAUAUCCACGAAAGACAGUGGGAUACCAAGUCAGCUCGAAAUCACAGAGCAUCAGUCACAAUGUCCACGGAAGACAGUGGAACGAUACGUCAAAUCGAACACCUUACCGGAGAGAAUUUUGGUUCAUGGUUUGUCAAUAUUCGAGCCGAGCUUCGUUCAAAGAACCUAUGGAAAUCCACUCACGGAGAGUACGAGUCUGAAGACUCUACAGUCACUGUGGCCAGUACAGAUACGGAGACAUCUCCACCGAUCACUAAGAAACAAGAGAAGGCAAUGAAGGAUUGA
Letharia lupina is the source of this 1236-nucleotide messenger RNA. RefSeq lists its product as uncharacterized. The record is from RefSeq and is a predicted model, not a curated record. The transcript has 4 exons. Lineage: Eukaryota; Fungi; Ascomycota; Lecanoromycetes; Lecanorales; Parmeliaceae. The coding region runs from base 1 to 1236 and encodes 411 amino acids.